Molecule: messenger RNA, 267 nt
Organism: Perkinsus marinus ATCC 50983
Lineage: Eukaryota; Perkinsozoa; Perkinsida; Perkinsidae
Product: cysteine protease Cys2, putative
Exons: 2
Coding region: 1-267 (88 amino acids)
Cellular component (GO): lysosome
Molecular function (GO): cysteine-type endopeptidase activity
Source: RefSeq, a predicted model, not a curated record
AUGACCAAUGGGCCAACUUCAGCUGCAUUCUCUGUGUAUGAAGACUUCUUGUCCUACAAGUCAGGCGUCUACAAGCAUACAAGUGGCGGAUUCCUUGGGGGCCAUGCUGUUGAGAUCAUCGGCUGGGGUACCGAGAAGGGCGUUGAUUACUGGCUGGUUAUGAACUCCUGGAAUGAAGAGUGGGGUGACCACGGCACCUUCAAGAUAGUCCAAGGGGACUGCGGUAUAGACGAUAUGAUCCUUGCGGGGACUCCAGCCAUAAAUUGA